Trichobilharzia regenti is the source of this 597-nucleotide messenger RNA. Lineage: Eukaryota; Metazoa; Platyhelminthes; Trematoda; Strigeidida; Schistosomatidae. The record is from the annotation of a GenBank genome assembly.
AUGAAGGCGCCACGUAUGCGUAGAUUGAAAGAAAAAGCGCGUUGCCUAAGUUUAUGGGAACGUAACAAAGUAUUGAAACUGUAUGAAGCCGGCAAAGAUAUUGAAUUCAUCGCUAAUCAUGUAGGCCGGGGUACUGCGACUGUUCGGCGAAUAAUUUCUGGCACAUGGAGACCGAAAAGAUCUAAUGUAACCAUUAUGGAUCUGAUCAAAGAGAGGCGUAUGCUGCGUAAGGUGAAAGCCAAUAGAAACAAAAUUCUUAAAAAGUUGCGGUUAGCAAGAUCAGAUUCAGCAUCUCACAGGAGUGAUGAGGAUGAAAAUUCAAUGAGAUAUAGUUUGAGAUCAUCAGUGAGAUUAACACGCAGUCAGGAUGUUUCUGAAUCGGAAAAUAAGGACAAUCCUUCUUCGACAGGGUUAGCUGAACUGUUUCCUAGAUGCGAGUCGGGAAAGCCUCCAUCAGUUCACGAUGUUAUUGCGUUUUUAUGCUCUAAAGAAGUUCGCUCUAAGUGCAAAACCUGGUGGCCGAAAUGUGAAGAUGAAAAGGACUCAGAUACCGAUGACCCUGCAUCAAAGUGUUGGUUAAUUCGGCUAUCAGAUUGA